This is a messenger RNA of Cuscuta campestris, 724 nucleotides long. The record is from the annotation of a GenBank genome assembly. NCBI's taxonomy places the organism in Eukaryota, Viridiplantae, Streptophyta, Magnoliopsida, Solanales, Convolvulaceae.
AUGAAACGCAGCUAUCUCAUCUCAUACGUAUUAGUCUUGAUAUAUGAUGAUGUUCGUAUUAUCAUAAUAUCCGACUAAAGACAUUUUAGACGUAGCAUCUAUCUUUGUAAAAGCAUCACAAUUACAACGUCGUAGUUCUUAUCUAUGUUAUUGAAGCGCCUACUCUAUGGACUAAAGCUAUGUUUAAUAACACCCAUCUAUGCCGGUGCUAAGCUUGCAAAAGAGCUUUGGAAUAGCUUGAACAAGAAGUAUCAAGCUGAAUAUGCCGACACGAAGAAGUUCAUUGUCGGGAAGAUGCUGGACUACAAGAUGGUCGACAGAAAAUCUGUUGUCGCCCAAGCUGAAGAGCUUACGGUCAUCUUCAAUAAAUGCAAUGAAGAGAAAGUAGGCGUCAGUGAAGAAUUCCAAGUGGCAGCCAUCAUCCAAAAACUUCCUCGGUCGUGGGAAGACUUCCAAGCCGACCUCAAGCUCAAAAGAACGGAGCUGAACUUGGAGCAACUGCUCACGCAGUUAAGGAUCUGAGAGGAAGGGCUUGCCAGAAGAGGUGGAGGGGCAAAGGCCAAUGUGGUAGAACAUCCGUCGGGCUCUUCACAUGGCGGAAAGGACAAAAAGAAAAUAGGUCCUAAAGGAUUGUUUAUAAAAUAUCCCCCCCACCCACCCUCUUCAUCGCGUUCUAAUGUCGAGAUUCCUACAUCAUCAGUGAGAGCGUCUGGACUGGAUACUU